AUGUCUAACGGUUACUUAUGUUUUCGCGUCACUCCUGUACGUUUGGAUUAUCCUUUGGGCUGGACCAAGACCAGUCUCCUUUGUCCUCUGAGAAUGCAUGAUUUUAGUCCAAAAUGCGUAAAAGAAGGCUUGUGUAGCGUUCCGAAGUUUCCCAUAGAGUGGAAGAGGGCAUAAGUGGGGUUGAAUACAUGUAUUCCGGAGACGACAGGGCAAAUGGGGUCUGAGCGUGGCCCGAAGGCCUGCCCACGUGUACAGGAGUCAGACAGAUUCUAAAGCGACCACCAAACGUCAGGUUGUAACACAAACAAAGUAUUGCACUGCCCCUCUUUUCUUUUGAGCGGCGUCUUAGGCAUUCCUCUUUGGUACAUCACAACAUAUUCGGUACUGCAGUAAAGCACCCACGAACCAACCGCGUCAGCCGACAGAAAACACGAGAGCGAGGAACCGCACCUGAUCUUCUCGGCAGCUUCAACUAGAUCAGAAGUUACAUUCGGUCUGACAACCAGAUUCGAGGGUCGCAUGCACCUUUUUAUAGCUAAGUAG
Molecule: messenger RNA, 543 nt
Organism: Hydatigera taeniaeformis
Lineage: Eukaryota; Metazoa; Platyhelminthes; Cestoda; Cyclophyllidea; Taeniidae
Source: the annotation of a GenBank genome assembly